UGUGGUACAGUAACAAUGAUUAAUCUGUUUGUAGGCAAUGGGAGCAGAGAAUGGAGUAUUUGCUGGAGUCAGCAGCAGUCACUUGGAGUAGCUAUAUUACAUUAUCCUACAGAGAACCUGCAGCACUCUGUUCAAACUCUAAAGGGCUCCGACAAGCAUCCUGUUACACCUGUAGCACAGCAUCAUCCAGGAUACACCUGCAAGAUGAACUCUAAAUGUAACCGAAGUUCUGUAGUACAGCAAAGUUCAUUAUUGUGCCAGAGAACUCACAGGGAAAAGAAAUCAUGUAAAUGUUUUGAAUGCAAUAAGUGUUUCAGAAAAAGAUGUAAUGUAGUAAAACAUGAAAGGAUUCACAGGGGGGAGAGACAAUAUAAAUGUCCAGAAUGCAGCAAGUGUUUCAAACGAGGGGGUCAUCUAGUAUACCAUAAAAGGACUCACACGGGGGAGAGACCAUAUAAAUGUCCAGAAUGCACUAAGUGUUUCAGAGAAAGAAGUGAUUUAGUAAAACAUGAAAGGACUCACACGGGGGAGAGACCAUAUACAUGCCCUGAAUGCAAUAAGUGUUUCAGACAAAGAAGUGAUUUAGUAAAACAUGAAAGGACUCACACAGGGGAGAGACCAUAUACAUGCCCUGAAUGUAAUAAGUGUUUCAGUCAAAGUAGUAAUUUAGUACACCAUGAAAGGAUUCACAAGGGGGAGAGACCAUAUAAAUGUCCAGAAUGCAGCAAGGAUUUCAGUCAGUUGAGUAAUCUAGUACAGCAUAAAAUGAUUCACACGGGGGAGAGACCAUAUAAAUGUCCUGAAUGCAAUAAGUGUUUCAGACAAAGAAGUGAUUUAGUAAAUCAUGAAAGGAUUCAUACGGGAGAGAGACCAUAUAAAUGUCCAGAAUGCAGCAAGGAUUUCAGACAAUCGAGUAAUCUAGUACGGCAUAAAAUGAUUCACACGGGGGAGACUAUAUAAAUGUCCUGAAUGCAAUAAGUGUUUCACACAAAGAAGUGCUCUAGUACAUCAUGAAAGGAUUCACAUGGGGGAGAGACCAUAUAAAUGUCCAGAAUGCAGUAAGUGUUUCAGAUGUAGGAGUGCUCUAGUAAUUCAUGAAAGGACUCACACGGGGGAGAGACCAUAUACAUGUCCUGAAUGCAAUAAGUGUUUCAGACAAAGAAGUGAUUUAGUAAAACAUGAAAGGACUCACACGAGGUAAAGACCAUAUACAUGCUCUGAAUGUAAUAAGUGCUUCAGUCAAAGAAGUGAUUGUGUACACCAUGAAAGGACUCGCACAGGGGAGAGACCAUAUAAAUCUCUUGUAUGCAAUAAGUGUUUCACACAAAGAAGUGCUCUAGUACAUCAUGAAAGGAUUCACACGGGGGAGAGACCAUAUAAAUGUCUAGAAUGCAGCAAAUGUUUCAAACAAGGGAGUCAUCUAAUACACCAUAAAAGGAUUCAC
Molecule: messenger RNA, 1444 nt
Organism: Protopterus annectens (West African lungfish)
Lineage: Eukaryota; Metazoa; Chordata; Ceratodontiformes; Protopteridae
Product: zinc finger protein 501-like
Exons: 1
Coding region: 16-960 (314 amino acids)
Biological process (GO): regulation of transcription by RNA polymerase II
Molecular function (GO): RNA polymerase II cis-regulatory region sequence-specific DNA binding; DNA-binding transcription factor activity
Source: RefSeq, a predicted model, not a curated record